Messenger RNA from Epithele typhae, 1323 nucleotides. Its product is annotated as WD40 repeat-like protein. Gene Ontology annotation, cellular component: catalytic step 2 spliceosome; precatalytic spliceosome; Prp19 complex. Gene Ontology annotation, molecular function: protein binding. Gene Ontology annotation, biological process: mRNA splicing, via spliceosome. The record is from RefSeq and is a predicted model, not a curated record. Lineage: Eukaryota; Fungi; Basidiomycota; Agaricomycetes; Polyporales; Epitheliaceae. The transcript is spliced from 5 exons. The coding region runs from base 1 to 1323 and encodes 440 amino acids.
AUGACAUCGUCGCUCCCUCCUUUAAACCCCCUUCUGCAAGUAUGCGGGAAACGGACACGAGACAUCUUCGCGUCUGGGUUGGAAGAGCCCGGCAAAGAUGAGGAGAAGAGCGCGAAGCUCCGUCUCUCCGUGAAAAUCAACGACGAGUUCCGGGAAGUCAGGCAGCUCCCCCCUGCACUCCUUGCACAACAAGGCGGCGUUGGGCCCGCGCGACCAAAGGAGACCAGGAAGAUGAUCACGGCAGGGCCGAGCUCCGACACCGGUCGCAUGAUCGCCCAAAUCGACAACACGCCCGCCCCCCAACCUUCCACUUUCGCCUCCUCGAGCUCGCUUUCGAAGGCGCUGCAACUGCACAAAACGACGCGUACAGUGAAGCCCACGUAUCAUCCCCCGUGGAAGCUCGUCCGCGUCAUCUCGGGGCACCUGGGGUGGGUGCGAAGCGUCGCGGUCGAGCCGGGAAACAAGUGGUUCGCAACGGGAGCGGGAGACCGGGUCAUCAAGAUCUGGGACCUGGCGUCGGGUGAGCUCAAGCUGUCGUUGACGGGGCACAUCUCGACCGUGCGCGGGUUGGCGGUCUCGUCAAGACACCCGUACUUGUUCUCGUGCGGUGAAGACAAGAUGGUGAAGUGCUGGGACCUCGAGGCGAACAAGGUCAUCCGGCACUACCACGGCCACUUGUCAGGGGUGUACGCUCUUGCCCUCCACCCUACCCUCGACAUCCUCGUCACAUCGGGCCGCGACGCGUCAGCGCGCGUGUGGGACAUGCGAACAAAAGCGCAAAUCCAUGUGUUGGCGGGGCACACGGGCACAGUUGGAACGGUCGCAUGCCAGGAGUCGGACCCUCAAAUCAUCACGGGCAGUAUGGACUCGACAGUCCGUCUUUGGGACCUCGCCGCGGGAAAGACGAUGGUCACCCUGACGCACCACAAAAAGUCGGUCCGUGCGCUCGCCGUGCACCCGACCGAGUACACUUUCGCGUCCGCGUCGGCGGGGGGCAACAACAUUAAGAAGUGGAAGUGCCCCGAGGGCGCUUUCGUCUUCAACUUCGCCGGCCACAACGCGAUCAUCAACACCCUCUCCGUCAAUUCCGAGGGCGUCUUCUUUUCCGGGGGCGAUAACGGCUCGCUCAACUUCUGGGACUGGGACACUGGCACCGCGUUUCAGAACAUGGACGACGUGCCCCAGCCGGGCUCGCUCGAGGCCGAGGCGGGUGCGUUCUGUUCGACGUUCGACGUCACGGGCACACGCUUGAUUACCGGCGGGGCGGAUAAGACGAUCAAGGUGCGUUUCGCUUGCUUGUGUGCUGCUAGGGAACUAGACUGA